Trypanosoma cruzi is the source of this 1116-nucleotide messenger RNA. RefSeq names its product glyceraldehyde-3-phosphate dehydrogenase, putative. Lineage: Eukaryota; Euglenozoa; Kinetoplastea; Trypanosomatida; Trypanosomatidae. Bases 1 to 1116 code for a protein of 371 amino acids. The record is from RefSeq and is a predicted model, not a curated record. Gene Ontology annotation, molecular function: NAD binding; oxidoreductase activity, acting on the aldehyde or oxo group of donors, NAD or NADP as acceptor. The transcript has a single exon.
AUGCCGCUGCUGCUUCUGCGGUGGCUACGACGGACAGUGUUGCUUUUUUGCCAUUGGAGAAGAGUGAUAAGGAUGGAGGAUGUUGUCUUGCCGGUUUGUGUGGGCAUUAAUGGCUUUGGGCCAAUUGGGCAGGCCGUUCUUUUUUCCUCGUUCACGGACCCUUUAGUGAGCGUGGUGGCGAUAAACGAUGCUUCCAUGAGUAUUGACUACAUUGCAUACUUGCUGCGGCGCGAAAGCUCUCUUUCUGCAGGGGACAGAGCCUCAGUGUUGGUGGUUGGGGAGUUUAUCUGCAUCCAGGGUUCUCAGAAAAUCCGUGUUUCACAUAAGCAUGAUCUUGUGGAGAUUGCAUGGCGAGAUGUCGGGGUGCAGUACGUGGUGGAGUGCACGGGACUAAGCUCCACGCGAGAACGCUGCUGGGGACAUGUUGCAGGAGGUGCCAAAGGCGUCAUUGUUGCAGGACAGAGUGCGGACGCCCCAACUCUCAUUGCUGGUGCAAAUGACGAAGAAUUGAAAAGUGCGUGUUCCGUUGUGUGUGCUGGCUCCCCUGUUGCAGUCGCCCUCGCUCCUCUCAUUCGUUUGCUGCAUGAGCAAUACGGUCUAGAAGAGUGCUCCUACACCGCCAUUCACGGUAUGAGACCAGUGGAGCUUACAGCAGGAAGGUCUAAAAAUCCGCAAGACUGGCGCCAAACAAGAGUGAGUAUUGACAACAUUGUUCCUUAUAUCGACAACGGGAAAAAGACUAUGGAUAAAAUUUUCCCAGGUCUUGUGGGACGCAUCUCAGGAACUGCGUUUCAGGUCCCCGUGAAAAAAGGAUGUGCCGUGGACAUGUUGGUCCGGUUGAGCCAGCCUGUCUCGAAGGAAAUGUUGGAUCAAGCUCUGAAGGAAGCUGCUUCAGGUCGACUCAACGGAGUGCUUUCUUACUCAAAAGAGGACCUCAUUAGUUGCGACUGUGUGCCAAAUGGUAAGCUGUGUUACGACGCAACAGGUUCCUGUUCUCUGCGUGAUGGGGAGGCGCAAAAACUACUGUUAUGGUUUGAUAUUGAUGGUGGUUACGCGAAGAGGCUUCUGUCAUUAGUGGUGCUUUUGCAUCAGAUGGGUCCCAGUGACGGGAUGUAG